Messenger RNA from Dichomitus squalens LYAD-421 SS1, 3936 nucleotides. Its product is annotated as calcium-translocating P-type ATPase. The coding region runs from base 1 to 3936 and encodes 1311 amino acids. The record is from RefSeq and is a predicted model, not a curated record. Gene Ontology annotation, molecular function: ATP hydrolysis activity; P-type calcium transporter activity; ATP binding. Gene Ontology annotation, biological process: calcium ion transmembrane transport; intracellular calcium ion homeostasis. NCBI's taxonomy places the organism in Eukaryota, Fungi, Basidiomycota, Agaricomycetes, Polyporales, Polyporaceae. Gene Ontology annotation, cellular component: membrane; intracellular membrane-bounded organelle. The transcript is spliced from 8 exons.
AUGCAGCCCUUGACCCCGCAGCACACCGGAGACGGCAGCACGAUUGUAUCGCCAACACAGACUCACUGCGACGGCGCGUCAGAUGCCGACGCGACGACCGUGCGGGGAAGCUUGCGAAGCCGUCCCAAGCUUGACGAGCCCCCGAGCAAGGGCAGCGGCGAGGGUGCGCACGAAGAGCGGGAAGCGCGUCCAGCGCUCGAUCUCGCGCAGGACGAGAACAUCGACGCCGGCCCGUUCAGCUUCAAGCCGUACAGACUUGCGUCGCUCGUGGAUCCAAAGAACUUGGACCUGCUGAAGGAGAUGGGCGGUGUCACCGGGCUCCUUCAGGGUCUCGGCACGCAUAGGAAGAAAGGGUUGAGUAGGAGGGCUUUGGGGAAGGCGCCUGAUGUGUCCCACCACGAGUCGUUCGCGCCGCGUGUAGACAAAGACUCAAGACCAGGGGCCGGUGCCGGCGAUGGCGCGUCACAACGCCAUGACCGAGAGCCUGAGGCGAGUGACGUGCCGAAGCUUGUCCUUACUGGGCCUGGAGACGAGGACGGAGGGGGAAUAUCGUUGGCUGGUUCUCGGACAGACUUGGGCGAGGAUGCUGGGGAUGCGGAGCAGAGCAGCGGUUCAGCUUACGACGCGAACCUCGAGGAGCGUCGACGGGUCUUUGGCGCGAACACUCUCCCGAUUCGGAAGACGAAGUCGCUGUUGCAGCUCAUGUGGCUCGCUCUGAAGGACAAAGUUCUGGUGCUUUUGUCUAUCGCCGCUAUCGUUUCGUUGGCUCUCGGUUUCUUCCAAGAUUUCGGUACUCCACGACCUGCCGGGGAGCCACCGGUUGACUGGGUGGAGGGCGUGGCCAUCAUGGUUGCAAUCAUCAUAGUUGUCAUGGUCGGCUCCGUCAACGACUGGCAGAAGGAACGGCAGUUCCAAGCGCUCAACGAGAGGAAGGAGGAGCGAGGAGUUAAGGUCAUUCGAGAUGGUGUCGAGAUGAUUGUCGACAUCAAGGAGGUCGUUGUAGGCGACGUCGCGCUGGUCGAACCCGGCGAGAUUGUUCCCUGCGACGGUGUCUUCCUCUCUGGACACAACGUCAAGUGCGACGAGUCCGGCGCUACCGGCGAGUCCGACGCGAUUAAGAAGAUAUCGUACGAGGACUGCCUCAAGAGCGUUGCGGAGGAAGGAGCCGGCGGAGGGGACCCCUUGAAACAUACGGAUUGUUUCAUGAUCAGUGGCAGCAAGGUGCAGGAAGGGUACGGCAGCUACGUGGUCAUCGCAGUCGGAACUCGGUCCUUCAACGGUCGGAUCAUGAUGGCUCUUCGCGGUGAUUCCGAGAACACGCCUCUUCAACUCAAGCUGAACGACCUCGCGGAGCUCAUCGCCAAGCUAGGAAGCGCUGCAGGCCUCGUUCUGUUUGUUGCCCUAAUGAUACGCUUCUUUGUCCAGCUCGGUACCCACAGCGUACAACGGACGCCGAGUCAGUGGGGCAUUGCAUUCGUUCAGAUCCUUAUCAUCUCCGUGACCCUCAUCGUGGUGGCCGUACCAGAAGGUUUGCCGCUCGCGGUGACGCUCGCUCUUGCGUUCGCUACCAAGCGGAUGACGAAAGAGAACCUUCUUGUACGUGUGCUCGGUUCCUGCGAGACGAUGGCAAACGCAUCCGUCAUCUGCACGGACAAAACGGGUACGCUUACGCAGAAUGCCAUGACUGUCGUCGCGGGCUCCGUCGGGAUCCACUGCAAGUUCGUUCAUCACCUCGAGGAUAACAAGGCCCGCACGAAUGCGGACGAGGAGCCGAACGUCUGGGAUACGUCAACCUCCAAGAAACAUACCGAAGACUUCUCGAUUGACCUGGAGAGUAUCAACGACACGCUCUCGCCCGCGAUACAGGACCUGUUGAACAAGGCUAUCGCGAUCAACUCGACGGCGUUCGAGGACGACGACCCGGAGACAGGGAAGAAGGUCUUCGUCGGUUCAAAGACCGAGACUGCUCUGCUCAAGUUCGCAAAGGAAAACGGGUGGACCGACUACAAGGAGCUGCGUGAGGCGGCCGACAUCGUCCAGAUGCUCCCCUUCUCGAGCGAUCGCAAGGCCAUGGGCGUCGUCGUUCGGCUCGAUAAACGCCACUACCGCGUCUACCUGAAGGGCGCGAGCGAGAUCUUGACGAAGCGCUGCACGCGUCACAUCGUUGUCGAGCGCGGCUCAAAGUCGGACGAGAUUGGGACGAGCGAAAUCGACGACUCCGCACGCGAUAACAUUCAGCGGACUAUCAUCUUCUAUGCUAACCAGACUCUUCGAACUAUUGCUAUCUGCUACCGCGAUUUCGACUGCUGGCCGCCGCCGGGCACGAACCCAGAGUCCGAGGAUGAGGUUCCAUACGAAGAUCUCUCUAGCAACCUCACGCUCAUCGGCAUCACCGGCAUCGAAGACCCCCUACGUCCUGGUGUCCGCGAAGCUGUGGCAGAUUGCAGGAAGGCCGGCGUCGCCGUCAAGAUGUGCACUGGCGACAAUGUUCUCACCGCUCGCUCGAUCGCGUUGCAAUGUGGUAUUUAUUCCGCCGGUGGCAUGAUCAUGGAAGGCCCCGUUUUCCGGCAGCUUGAGAAGCAAGACUUGCUUGAGUUAGUGCCUCGUCUCCAGGUACUCGCGCGUUCGUCUCCUGAAGACAAGAAGCUCUUGGUCGAGACUCUUCGGGAACUUGGCGAGAUCGUCGGUGUCACCGGCGACGGUACGAAUGACGGCCCGGCUCUCAAGACCGCCGAUGUUGGUUUCUCUAUGGGUAUCGCUGGUACCGAGGUUGCCAAGGAGGCAUCCGACAUCAUCCUCAUGGACGACAACUUCGCAUCCAUCGUUAAAGCGAUUAUGUGGGGUCGCUGCGUUAACGACGCGGUUCGGAAAUUCCUCCAGUUCCAGAUCUCGACUAAUAUCACAGCUGUCAUCAUCACUUUUGUCUCUGCUGUCGCCUCCGCGCAGGAGGAGUCUGUUCUCUCUGCGGUGCAACUGCUUUGGAUUAACAUCAUCAUGGACACGUUCGCGGCUCUUGCUCUGGCGACGGAUCCUGCGAGCCCCGUUCUACUCGACCGCAAGCCGGACAAGAAGACUGCGCCGCUGUUCACUGUCGAUAUGUAUAAACAGAUCCUUGGACAAUCCGCGUACCAAACCAUCAUCACGCUAAUCUUCCACUUCCUUGGCGCUCGUAUUCUCGGCCAAACCCAUUCCGACAACACGUCCACGCAGAACCAUAAUAACACAAUUGUCCAAACUCUGGUAUUCAACCUAUUCGUAUUCGCUCAGAUAUUUAACUCUAUCAAUUCCCGCCGGCUCGAUAAUCACCUCAACGUUUUCGCGGGCAUCACGCGUAACUACUACUUCAUGGGAAUCACCCUCCUCGAGGUCGCAGUUCAGAUCCUGAUCGUGUUUGUCGGUGGCGCCGCGUUCCAAGUUACUCGUAUCGGUGGUCGUGAGUGGGGUAUUGGCCUUGCGCUCGGUUUCGUCUCCCUGCCCCUCGGCGCCCUCAUCCGUUGCAUUCCCAAUGGACCUAUUGAGCGGUUCUUCAUCAUGAUUCGUCUCCUGCCCAACCCGGACGUUCUCCCGACGGUUCGGGACGACGCGCAAUGGAAUUCGGCGAUUCAGCUCGUCCGCGACAAUCUCAACACAUUCGCACACGUGCGCGGUGGCCGUGUGCGUGCGUCGUCAUAUGUGGGCAAGAGUCGGAACGCCCGCCUCGCACCGGAGUCUCGCGUAGCACUUCCGUCCAUCAUGACCAUGGUGCCUACACUCAUCGCUUCUUCCAUCGGUGCUGGGUGGGCGCCUCAGUCGCCUACUGGUUUGUCUAACCCAGCGAGCUUUGACCCCUCGAAAUCGUCGGCCGCCCUCUGGGAGGGCAAGAUUCAGAUUCACCCUGAGACCAAGCCGGACGAUCCUGUCAUGCAGCGCUGGGGGGCCGUUGCGAAAAGGACAUGA